This is a messenger RNA of Loxodonta africana (African savanna elephant), 1010 nucleotides long. It is a transcript of the gene ELF5, whose product is annotated as E74 like ETS transcription factor 5. Gene Ontology annotation, cellular component: nucleus. The record is from RefSeq and is a predicted model, not a curated record. NCBI's taxonomy places the organism in Eukaryota, Metazoa, Chordata, Mammalia, Proboscidea, Elephantidae. Bases 40 to 807 code for a protein of 255 amino acids. The transcript is spliced from 6 exons. Gene Ontology annotation, biological process: cell differentiation; regulation of transcription by RNA polymerase II. Gene Ontology annotation, molecular function: DNA-binding transcription factor activity, RNA polymerase II-specific; sequence-specific DNA binding.
CCCAAGCCUCCUUACAGCCUCUUCUGCUAUUGCAGGGUGAUGUUGGACUCCGUGACACACAGCACCUUCCUGCCCAACGCGUCCUUCUGUGACCCCCUGAUGUCGUGGACAGAUCUGUUCAGCAAUGAAGAGUAUUAUCCUGCCUUUGACCAUCAAACAGCCUGUGACUCCUACUGGACAUCUGUCCACCCCGAGUACUGGACCAAGCGCCACGUCUGGGAAUGGCUCCAGUUCUGCUGUGACCAGUACAAGCUGGACGCCAACUGCAUCUCCUUCUGUCACUUCAAUAUCAGCGGCCUGCAGCUGUGCAGCAUGACACAGGAGGAGUUCAUUGAGGCAGCAGGCAUCUGUGGAGAGUACCUGUACUUCAUCCUCCAGAAUAUCCGCUCUCAAGGUUAUUCCUUUUUUAAUGAUGCUGAAGAGACCAAGGCCGCCAUCAAAGACUAUGCUGAUUCCAGUUGCUUGAAAGCAGGUGGCAUCAAAAGUCAAGACUGCCACAGUCACAGUCGAACAAGCCUUCAAAGCUCUCACCUCUGGGAAUUUGUGAGAGACCUGCUCCUCUCUCCUGAGGAGAACUGCGGCAUUCUGGAAUGGGAAGAUAGGGAACAAGGUAUUUUUCGGGUGGUAAAAUCAGAAGCCCUGGCCAAGAUGUGGGGACAAAGGAAGAAAAAUGACAGAAUGACAUACGAAAAACUGAGCAGAGCUCUGAGAUACUACUAUAAAACAGGAAUUUUGGAACGGGUCGACCGAAGGUUAGUGUAUAAAUUUGGAAAAAAUGCACACGGGUGGCAGGAAGACAAGCUAUGAUCUGUGCCAUGCAUCCAGCUCACUGUAUGGAUUUCUGUCUUUUAAAACAAUCAGGUUGCAAAAGACAUUUGAAAGUUUUUGUCUUUUUCUUUUUUUUUUAAACCUGCAAAAGUGCUGAUAAAAUUUCUCCACAUCUCAGCUCACAUUUGGACUCAGAGUUGUUGCUGUCUACUUGCGGUGAUGGUAGCCACCCUUAAGAAAAA